AUGCAGAUGCAGAUUGAUACCUCAGCUGCACCGCCAAUGUUCGCUGCGUCAUCCACGGAUGGUGCUGUGAGCAUCGACGGUGUGGUGAGUGUAGGCGACAACGUAUUCAAGGUUGACGAUUUCCUUCGAAUGAACGAGGGAAUUCACAAGGCGCAGAAAUACGCCAAAACAGCAUCCAAGAAUAACACCGAUACCGUCACACCUCUAACUCCCAUAGCCGUCGGCGCCCGCUCGUCCAAAAACAUAAUCUUGCUCCAUGAAAAGUACCAGGCACUUGGUAUCCCUCAGCCUGCGUUUACGUACGGCGGAAGCAGCGUCGAGGGCUGGAAUGUUAGUGUGAGUUUUCCUGGACUGAAGGGCAUGGAGGAAUUGCAGGAUUUGAGCGUGGACAGGAUGUUUAACAGUAAGCAAGAGGCCAAGGAAGCAGUGAGCGAGAAGGCGCUUGGUGUACUAGAAGAGUUGGAAAAAGAAGGACGUGUCACGGGCGGUAGAACCAAGAGGAAGAAGAGUAACGCUGUAGCGGCUGCAACACCAGUUGAAAAAGAAGAACCGGGUGAGAAUUGGGUUGGACAGUUGUUAGAAUUCCAACGCUCAAUCUCGGCCCCCCAACCCACAUACACAGACUAUGCAUCCGGCACCCGCUUUGCCUGCCUCCUCACGCUAGAAAACCACCCCCACCCCUUCGGCUCCCUCGACGCCCUCUUCUCGUCCAAGAAGUCCGCUCGCCAGGCCGCCGCUCGCACAGCGAUAACGUAUUUCAAAGACCAAGGCGUCUGGCCCGAGGACUUUACUGCCGUCGGUGGUAUCAAGAAGAAGAAAUCUGCCUCCACCACCGACGGUACCGCACUCUCACCAUCCCGACGUCCCUCAUCCACACCCUCCACUACAUCAAACUCUACGUCUACCCCUGGCACCGGCACCAGCACCACAGGUCCAACAUACGCCUACCGCGUCGCCACCCUCGCCACAACGCUCGCCCUACCAACGCCCGAAUGGCACUUCACACCCCACCCGUCCGACCCCACCUUCCACACGGUAUCUUGUUUCUUCAAAGACGCCGGUCCGCACGCCGGACCCAUUGGCGAGGCGCGGAACGUGUAUGGGAAGAAGAAGGCCAAGGAGGAGUGUGCGCGGUUGACGCUGGAGUAUUUGGAGAGGGUUAGGGGGGAGAGGAUGGAGUUUGGGAGGCGGGUUUUGAGUGCGUUGAAGGAGGGGGGUGGUGGGGGUGUGGAAGGCGGGGAGGGGGAGAGUGAAGAGGAGGAGGUUGAGUUUUUUGAGGAUGCUGUUGAGGGGUUGUAG
Messenger RNA from Pyrenophora tritici-repentis Pt-1C-BFP, 1299 nucleotides. Lineage: Eukaryota; Fungi; Ascomycota; Dothideomycetes; Pleosporales; Pleosporaceae. The record is from RefSeq and is a predicted model, not a curated record.